Cyclocybe aegerita is the source of this 1737-nucleotide messenger RNA. The record is from the annotation of a GenBank genome assembly. Lineage: Eukaryota; Fungi; Basidiomycota; Agaricomycetes; Agaricales; Hemipholiotaceae.
AUGCCGGCCCCUGCCGCUCUUUUCAGCGUCCUUGUCCUUCUACCAUUUAUUUCUUCACCUGUUGUUGCGGAUCCCAUCCAGAUUUUGGUCCCGUCCUCUCCAACGUCCUCUCAUGUCAUCCAACAAAACUUUCUUGGAAUCAGUUUGGAGCUGAGUUUCAUGGACGAAUACUUUGGCAAUGAUACCUCAACCAUUCCCCCGACUGUCAUCAACUAUCUUACUGCGUUGCGCUCGCGGGUAGGCAACACGCCAUUCCGCAUGAGGGUAGGUGGAAACUCGAUGGAUAGCUCGAUUUACGUCCCCGAGCAAACGUCGCCCAUGGUUCAAUUGGUUGGCGAUGCGGCCAAUGCAAAUAACCAGCCUGUAAACUAUGGGCCGGUAGUUUGGGAUGUCCUCGACAAGAUCGCGUCAGAUAUCGGCGGUGCAUCCUAUCUGCUCGGUUUGUCGCUUCUGGACCCAAAUAAUACCAACGUCCCAGUUCUCGCCGGUGAAGCCGCAGAGAAGUUGGGUGGCAACCUCGAUGGUUUCCUUCUCGGUAAUGAACCAGACUUAUACACGAGUCACGGCAAUCGGCCAGACAUCAAGAACUACACCACCGCAAUUUACAUGGAUGAAUUUCAAGCAGUCCUCAACCAUCUGACGAGUACCUCGGGCGGGAAUAUUUUGGAUAAACACAACAUUGGAGGCCCGACCAUCUGUUGUUCAUGGAAUCUAGACGCACUCAUCGAUGAUGGCUAUAUUAAGACCUUUAGCAAUGUUCUAAAAUAUGUCUCCCUGCAGCAUUACCCGCAGAACAACUGCUUCGGGCGUUAUAAUUUCGAGAUCCCGUACUAUGUCCAGCACGCAAAUGUUGUGGCCCUCGCCGCAUGGCAGCAAUCCGGAAUCAACAAGGCUUUGUCUGACGGUCAAGAAGUCAUCAUGUCCGAAUUUAACUCUGCAUCAUGCGGAGGUAUACCCACCAUCUCCGACACCUUCGCGGUUGGGUCCCUGUGGACUGUGGACUAUGCUCUGCAAUUAGCCUCGGUGGGAUACGGUGCGGCUUAUCUGCACACACGGGAACGAGGCAUCUCGUAUAAUCUUUUCACGCCGCCUGAGGGUCCCAAUGGUAUUCCUGGAUCUUGGACCACAAACCCACCCUUCUAUGGCCUGCUCGUCACUGCCGAGGCUUUACAUUCGAAGAGUGGCAAUGGCACCAUCGUCACCGACCUGGAUGUGAGUGGCUCCAAGACCGACAAGAACUCGACUGUCAGUGGGUACGCCGUCUACGAUGCAACGGACAAGACCGUCCAGCAGCUUGUCUUCUUCAAUUAUGCCAACGUCUCAUCCUCUGCAGGCUCAAUCGCUACUUUCAAUGUCCCUGCGAGCGUCUUCCAGUCCAGCAACAGGAAUGCUGUCGUCGUUAAAUACUUGACAGGUGAUAACAUGGGCGAGAGCAAGAACAUUGCAUGGGGCGGAGAAACCUACUCAGGGGUUGGUGAUGGACAAUUGGUGGCAGCGAAUGCAACAUGGGCACCUUCCAACAAGCAGUUGGAUUGCACCAAUGGGUGUUCCAUUGACGUUCCUGCUCCUGGGAUGGCUGUGGUAUUUGCUGGUGGUGCUCCAGCAAAUCAAGGUGGCAGCAGCAGUACGAACGGCGCAGCGACGAAGACUGGCAACGGUUUCCGAAAUGAGCCCAUGGCCCUUUUCACCACAGUUGUUCUGCUUUCGACGGUGAUGAUGGCCUGGGUUUCCUGGUAA